This is a messenger RNA of Linum tenue, 789 nucleotides long. The record is from the annotation of a GenBank genome assembly. NCBI's taxonomy places the organism in Eukaryota, Viridiplantae, Streptophyta, Magnoliopsida, Malpighiales, Linaceae.
GUCCUAUUCAUCUUCCUCGCUCAGAAAAACAGAUAUCUCUGUGCUUGGAUUCCUUCACUCCAAAAUCGUCGGAGGUUUUUUGUUUUAUCUCUAGCAGUCGCACUAGCAGAGAGUAAUCGAAAAAUCAUCUUCCCACCAAAAAAUGGCGAUUUCUUCCAUCUCUGCUUCGUCGGCAAUCACAUCUUCUUUCGGAACCCCGAAUUCCGUGAGCUACCAUUCCUACUCUUCCAAGCUAUCUUCAAUUUCCUCCGCGACACAGCUUCCGUUCCAGCUGAGACCUAACUGGCUCUCCAAUUCACGGAUGUCGUCCCCCGCCGGACCUUCUCGAAUCCUACCGAAGGUUUCUGCGAAGAAGGAAAGCUUUGCCAACUUGGAUGAGCUGCUGCAGAAGUCAGACAAACCCGUACUGGUCGAUUUCUACGCAACCUGGUGUGGACCGUGUCAAUUCAUGGUGCCAAUUCUGGAGGAAGUGAGCAUCAUCAUGAACGACACAGUCCAGGUGGUGAAAAUCGAUACCGAAAAGUACACCGCCAUUGCUAACCAAUACGACAUCCAGGCAUUGCCCACUUUCAUCCUGUUCAAAGACGGGAAGCCUAUUGAUCGCUUUGAAGGUGCAUUGCCCAGAGACCAACUCAUCCAACGCAUAGAAAGCUCUCUCAGCGUCCAGCAAUCAUAAGCUUCUUUGUCAUCCUUCCAUCCCUUCUUUUUCCCCAUAGAAUGUAGAUCACGAUGAAAGCCAGAAAGACUCUGUAAUUGCUUAUUGAUCGUUACCUAAUGAAACUAUUGGCC